UUUUUUUCUUCCUAGUAGUGUUUUCAUUUCUCUCUUAGAAGCUAAGGUUGUUUCUUGUUCUAUCGAAAUGAGGCCGAACUAUUUCUUUUGUGAUCACGAACUUCUACCCGAAAAUUUGUUGGUAGAGUUCGUGAUUUGUGUGUUUAAUCGCAAAUGUCUUUAUGACCCCGCUUUCGAACAGUUUUAUGAUGGAGACCAAACCAAUCGCGCUUGGGCCGAAAUCGCAGAUCAGUUUGACUCCACUAUUGAAAUCGUUAAUCACACAUGGCAAGUCAUUUAUGCAAAGCAUUUUGAGCAGUACGCUGAAGGGAUAAGGUUUGGAAGAGUUUCCAGUUGGUACCUUAUGAAAUACUUAGGAUUCUUAAAUAAAGCAAUGUUUCAGUACAAAAUGGAUUUAUUGACGUCAGUCAACGCCUCAACCGAACAUUCUGUUAUUCAACAAUCAAUGUCAGAUGGAACAAUUAUGGAACAGCUAAAGUGUCAAAAUGAGCGUCAGGAAGUAUUUGAUGAACAUCAAGAGCUAUAUGAGAAGAAACGCAGGCUAUUUUAGCGUUACUUUUAUAUUUGGAUUUUUAUUUUCAAAACAAAUAUUUUUUUAUAUUAAUUUUGUUUUGACAUUUUAUUUCUUACUCACAUGUAAUUUAAGUUACAUAGAGAAAAUUCAAUUUUUUUUUUAAUAUUUUUUUUUGGUAGUUGUCGUUUGAUAGAACUUCUGAUUUGUUGUACAAUUUAAAAUUUUAUUUGUAAAAAUGUGUAAAUAAAUUAU
Messenger RNA from Teleopsis dalmanni, 766 nucleotides. RefSeq lists its product as uncharacterized. The record is from RefSeq and is a predicted model, not a curated record. Bases 68 to 550 code for a protein of 160 amino acids. NCBI's taxonomy places the organism in Eukaryota, Metazoa, Arthropoda, Insecta, Diptera, Diopsidae. The transcript has 2 exons.